AUGUCUUCUCGUCAUCAAGCAAUAGAACAACAUGUUACAUUCUGGGAUAUGGACAAAUAUGCUGCAUUAAAGGCACUUCUUGCGGUCACUAUGCUGAGUGCAGAGCUUAAUACAUUCAAAGCCCAGUUUCACAUAACCGACAUAGACUUUAAUCAUUUUCACAGGGAUGAACUUGAUUAUUUGAAAGCAACAAAGCAGCUUUUGGACAGAGAUUGGCUGUAUACACGAUAUAUAGAAGCACUAGAUGAGCUCACAAAAUACUGUGAAGAGUACAUGUCAGCACGAGCAGCUGCGAACAAUGCUCUAACAAUGAGCAUAAAUGGGGACAUGAGGGCCAUACAAGAAAGCCUCAUAAAAGCACAAAAGUGUAUUGAUACUGUUUUUGCGCAAUUGCAAAAUGCUGAAUUAAUGACGGGUGAUUUGGAAGUUCAACUCAAUGUUGAAAAAAUAUGGGAAGUUGGUGACAACAACUACAAUCACUACAGACAAGAAGCUACCAUGGUGAAGUAUAGGGCUGCUCUUGAUGAACUUGAGCGUUCCGUUGUCAAGCGGCUAUUUGAGCUUUCAAAACUAGCCUUAUCAGGCACAGGUCAAAUCAGCAAGGGACUACAACGUAGAUCAGAAGCAAAUCAUAAUGCAAUUAAACACUACAAUACCCAGGCUACUGCUCUCGACCCUCCACAUCCAAAAAUAGUAUGGAAGGAUAUUGUUGAGUACAGCUUUCUUGCGGAGUUUGAUCUCCUCCGUUGUUCGCAUACAGAUAUCCGCAGUGAAGUCUGGACAAAACCAGCCUAUUGA
Molecule: messenger RNA, 798 nt
Organism: Serpula lacrymans var. lacrymans S7.9
Lineage: Eukaryota; Fungi; Basidiomycota; Agaricomycetes; Boletales; Serpulaceae
Exons: 4
Coding region: 1-798 (265 amino acids)
Source: RefSeq, a predicted model, not a curated record